Molecule: messenger RNA, 9926 nt
Organism: Homalodisca vitripennis (glassy-winged sharpshooter)
Lineage: Eukaryota; Metazoa; Arthropoda; Insecta; Hemiptera; Cicadellidae
Product: protein FAM102B
Exons: 10
Coding region: 311-1972 (553 amino acids)
Source: RefSeq, a predicted model, not a curated record
UAUUGUAUAAAUCAGCUGUUUAAUUUCAUUUGAUAUAUUUGUGGUUGAAAGGUGCUUUAAUUUUACAUAGCCUAUCAGCUUUAUUUUUUUAUUAAAUUUACAGUAAUUAAACUGUUACAACCCUAUUGCUAUACUUUUAAUAAUUUUAAGAAACAACGCAUUAACCUAUACGUUAUAGCUUUAAUCUGUAUGAUAAAUUUAAAUGUGUGGAAAUAAUAUAACAUUUUAAAAUUUGAUCUACGGAUUGAGAACACUUCAUUAAAUCAGUGUCAGUUAAUAUCCACUGUGCAAAAUUACCCGGUUGUGUGACAUGGCGUUCAUGAUGAAAAAGAAAAAAUACAAGUUCUCUGUGGAUGUGUGUAUAGACGAAUUAACAGCUGUUCCUUUCGUGAGUGCUGUCCUUUUUGCCAAAGUACGCUUACUAGAUGGUGGGAGCUUCAGUGAAACCUCUAGCAGGGAAGAAGUUCAAGAUCACAAAGUCAAAUGGGGUGCCAAGUUCUGCUUCCAAUGUAAGAUGUCUGCCAACGCCUCCACAGGUGUUCUUGACCCCUGUAUUCUCAGGGUAUCUGUUAGAAAGGAAGUGAAAGGAGGCAGAUCAUUCCAGAAGUUAGGGUUCUGUGAUCUAAACCUGGCAGAAUUUGCCGGGUCAGGCCAGACGAUGCGUAGAUGUCUACUAGAGGGCUAUGACACCAGGCAUCGGCAGGACAACUCUAUGCUGAUGGUCAACAUUAGUAUGAACAUGCUUUCCGGAGACGUUUUGUUUAAAGUACCGUCACCUUCACUAAAGCACAAACAGAUGACAGUGAGUGUGGCCCCUGAGGAGCCUACUGACAGACAUAGAGAGGACUACUCAAGCGGCUCCAUUGCUAGCGGCAGCUCUGGUUGUGGCAGUUUAAAGAAACGACCAGCUCUGUUUAAUUCAGCAGUACGUUCGCCGCUCGCCCACAACAACACUGAACUGGACAGGGGCAGGGCCGCGGACAAGGCUAGGGGGUGGUGUGGCCUCAAGCAGGUUAUUGCUACUUUGUUAGUUUACGCCUUUGGCUGGAUCUCUGGGAGACGCCAUGUUGUUUUGCACACUGCAAAAAGCCUCCAAGAACUGGUGUCUGGUGUGGAGGGAGGUCUGUUAGAGCCUGGGGACCUAGGCAUCAUUCCUGUGACUACGGAGACAGUUCCUGAAGAGCCCCAUGAUGCGGCACCAGGUCAUUCACGUAACUCCUCUAACACCAGCCAGCUCAGCAAAGGCUCCGGCUACGGUAGCCUUAACAGUCAGAGUCAGCACUCACGUCAGUCUAGCUCGGGUGACUCUGGCCACAUUAGGUCCCCAUCUUGGCCCGUGUGGAACCCCCGUUUGGCCCCCCUCCCCUCCACUCCCACCACCACACCCCCAUCACCCAAACAAGCCCCCUUAUCCCCCCAGAGGUUGAGCCCCACCAAGACUGUGGCCGGAGUCAGUAAUGGUCGGUAUCGGGGUCACCACAGUCCUCUGUCUCAUCGUACCACUCCCCCCAGUCCUCUACUUAUGACCCCCCAACGACCCACCCAAGGGACCAACUUUAGGUUUCCCCCUUGGUCAGGACCAUCCCCAAGAGCGGCAUCAUCCCCUGCCAUUCCCUCUCCUCUUUCUCCUUUGGCCAACCCCCUACUGGCUGACAACACCAACCAGAGGAAUGCUAGCAGUGGGUCAGGGCUGAGUGAAACAGGCUCAUUGGACCGUGGCAAGGCAGCGCUGGAGAGGCGAAAGAAGGCAGCAGAGGAAGGUGGAGGUGGAGGAGGCAGAGUAGAGGCCUCACGAGUCAACCCUGAUCCUCUCAUUGAGCAGUUGAUCAAGGCUACCAACCUUGAGCAGCAAUCAGAGUCUGAAACCUCUGGAUUACAAUUGUACAUUGCGAAAGAUGGCACCACAGCCCUCGGGAGUCACGAAGUCAAGUCUUUAGGCGUGUUCAAACAAGUCGUGAUGGACGACAGGUAACAUUAGCCGAGGGGCUGCACGCCGCUCCCACUCCAAGUUACCAUUACUCUCAUCUGCUAUCUUUCAUUUUUGUAUAAAAUAAUUAUGUAUAUUGUAUAAAGCUUAGUGAUAAAGAAAUACUUUGACAACGGGCUUAGAAUUGUACUGUAUGCAGGAUGUCCAUUCCAUAAGAUUCAGUGUUUACAAACUUAUGCUGCACAUAUGACUGUAUUUAUUUAAGCAGUAUUCAUAUGUUGGAAGUAGACGGCAUUUCAUUACAGUUGCUUUUUCUUUGUGAUUUCAUUUAAAAUGUAUUUGAGAAGCAACAGGAUUUAUUCUUGUCGCCUUCUUAACUAUGUUAAUCAAAUGUGUUUUAUGAUAUAAAUAGUUUUAUACCUACUAAGCAGAUUUAGUAUCUGUUACCAAAAUAUGUAUUUUUCUUCCAAACAUUAUUGGUUAUUUUUUGCUAUGUUUUAUUUGGUAUUAUUACCAAUGACAGAAUAGAGAGUCUGAAGUUAAUGGCAUUUUCUUCCAUCAUGUUCAUGAGCUGGGCAAGCAUUAGUUUUAUAUAAGCGUUUUGUUAUAAACUGUUCAAUACUAAAACAUGUUGUAAUUCAUGCAUUUUUAUAACUUUUGGUGUUAGUUACAAAUUUAAUUUUUAGUUAUGGUUAACACCAAUUGCUAAGGUCAAACAAACUGAUCCUAGUCGCAUCAAUGCGACACUAGCAUUUGGAGGAUUAAGCUUAAACGUAUGAAAAAAACUGUAAAAAUAAUAUGUACAUAUUUCAUCCUAAUCAAUAUAUUGGUUAAAAUAAUAUAUCUGUGAAUUAAAACCCUGCUUUUUGGCCGCUCCUGUACUUAUAGUUUUAGUAAAAUGGGAUUUCAGAAGCAUGGUUUAAGAUAAAAAGCAAUGUAUUUUUGUUAGUAAUAAUGCUAUUUAAGUGGCCUUAAAAAUGUUUUUUGAAAAUUUUGUUUGUGAUAAGUAUAUUUUGAAACAUUUUCCCCUAAGACUGUGUUUCAUACUUCAUUUUUUUGUACAUGAGGCUAAUGUAUACUUUCAUAUGCGAAAUUGCUUGCCCAUCUCCCACUCGAUGUUAUUUAUUAUACUAGAGUGAUUCAACUGUUUGUCAUACUUAACCAUUGCCAAUUUUAGCUAUUUACUGUAUAUUACUGUAAAUUAAGGUCAUAAUAAUUAAUUGACUCUUGAUGUAUGUGAGUGAAGAAAUGUUAAUUUUAGAAGUGCCUGGUUUUUGUGAAGCUAAAUUGAUACUUUUAUUCAUAGUUUAAAUAAAAACUGAACAUUUCUCUUUACACUCUGUACAAAUUUGGUUUGGUUUUAAUGGACCCUUGUGUUGGUUCAGUAAUUACCUCUGUGCUGGUGCAGUCACCGUCAUUAACAUAUAAUUCUCACUUCCACAACUACACAUGGUGCCGUACUGCUUAUUCAAUGCUAUAUACAGCAGUUUUUUUAUCUUUCCAAUUUAUUGUUAACCCUUUUAGUGUGUCAGAACACAAAAAAUAAAUGUUUCUAAAAAUGCCAUUUACAUUUUUUCUCAACCUUUAGAGGUAGUAACAGUAAAACUAAAAACUUUUUUAUAUGUGUUUUCAAUUAAUGAAUUGUAUUUGUUAUUGUGUUUAAUAAAACUAUGUAAUUGAAAAUCAUAUAAAACAUAUAUGUCUUACUAAUUUAUAAUUUUUUUUAAACAAGUAAAUUUAUAAUUAGUAAAAAUUAAGAAAUAUUUUGCUGUUUCCCAUCAAAAUGGCACUUAAAAAUAUUUUCCAAAACAAGUUGAACUAAAAAAUGGCAUGUUUUCAUAAAACCUUAUUUUUAAUGAAGGUUUAACCGGGACUUAUAUUCAUUAUAUAGGAAGAAUAUAAUGUGAAAUAUAUUAUAAUUGUAUUGUUUUGUUUAAACAUGUACGCUGAUAUAAAAAAAUUAAAACGUCAUAAUUUAGUUUAUUUUUUUCUCCUAGGUUUAAUUUACUAGUUUUCUACACAGAGAAUUAAAAUUAUAUGCUGAAAAUGAUAAUAAUGUUAGAUACUAAUUUUUCUCACAUAUUUAGGAUAAUUUUUAUGAAGGAAUUUUUAAUUAAUAUGAAAAAACUGAGAAAGUUAUUUGUUAUGUGAUGUCUGUACACAAUGUUCAUACAUUUGUUGUAAAAUCUCAAACUGUUAUAUUUAUAAACAUUUUCAUUUUUGGCAUGACUUCAUAUGCUCAUAUAUACUGACAUUCACACUAAAGGGGUUAACUUGUAUCUUUAGCAUUGUUUUAAUUAUUGUGAGAUACAAAGUGUGUUUCAUUAUUAAAUAGAAAGUUUAGUCCUUUGAGUGUUAUAGGAUGUAUUCAACAUUUUGUUUUAUUGUGAAUAUUUUGUAUGGUGCUACUUAUCUUUACAAAUAGUACAGGAUGGAAAAAGUGACUGUGCAUAAAUAAUGUUAGUUUAAACACAUAAAAAAUAUUUAAAUCGCCCUUCUUCUCUUCAAAAUUGGGAAACAACUCAAAUAUGGUUAGUUGGUUUUAGUUUUCUUGUUAAGACCUCAAACCUUAAGGUAUUAAUGUGACAGUGCUAGAGACAGCAAGAAACUUAUUUCUAUUCUACAAAAAUUAUGGUCAUUAUAGUAUCAAAAUUCAUUUAUCUUUUUUAUUUUUAGCAAACAAUCAUCAUUUGAAAGGGAAUAGAAAAUGGUAGAUAUAAGGUCCCUUAUUGUUUAUUUUUCCUCAUGAGACCAAAUUCAUUCUAAGUUAUUUCCAUCAGACAUCUAGCUAUAUUAGAGCUUUGGAGCUGUUCUCAUUUCUGGAAAUAAAAGUUAAUAUUUAAAACUAAAUGAUUUUGAAUAAAGUGAUAUGGUUUCUUGGCGUAGUUUGAUAUUUUAUUACAAUAUAAUAACUGAAGUUAUACAAAAUUGCAUUCAAUAUGGUUAGAAUAUAACUCAUAUAUCCAUUUUUGAGAGGGGUUGGGUAAUAAUGUAUACCUCCAUAAUAGGCAAAUUGUAUUUUAGUUUUCUAGUAGAGAGAAGCAAUUUUUGAACUGAGAUCAUAUAUUCUAAAAAGUAAUUUAUACUGUCCAUUACAUUUUGUAGACCUAUAAGAAAGUGUGAGUCAUCCAACCGUAACCACUAUUCCAAUACACUUUUUAGUUGGAAAAAUGUAAAGAAAUAUAAACAAGUAUAUUGUAAAAUCAAACAUUCAAGUCAAAAACACUCUUUGAUUUCAUUUGAUUUGAAUACUAUUAUUUCAGAAAAUUGCAAGAAGUAUUAGAAAUAAAAGUCAGCUUAUUCAGUCAGCGUGGUACAUGUCAGCUGAUUCAGUCAGCUGUUGGCAUAUAAAAACAGCAGUUUUUUCAUAUAAAAUUGUGCAUUGCACAUUGCAACACUGACAUUUAGCUUUUGUGUGCUCACAUGUAUGAUCAAAUUUUGUUGUUUAUUUUGAAGAAAUAUUUUUGAUGGAGCUGACAUUAUUUGUGAAUUUUGAACAAAUGGAAAAUAGUUAUGUUUUAAAAUUGUUCUGUGUAAUUAUUGUUCAAAAAGCCUUAGUGCAAUAUUUAUCUUAUUCAGAGCUAAAUUUGAAACUAUAUGUAUAUUUUGGAAAUGUUAUUACUACAUUUUGAAAAACAUUCAUACUUCAUUUUUAUUUUCAAAGCAUAAUUUUUUAAAACCAUGCCACAAGUUGAAAACACCCUGCACUUGAAAGUGUUAUGGUUAGCACUUGGAGGGUUCAUGAGUAGUCUGACCAUAUUAGUCAGCAAAAAAUAAAAUAAAAUAUAUCAUUUGAAAUUGACAGGAACCUAAAUCACAAGUUACUACUUUUCUAAUGUACCAAGACCUAUUCUACACUGAAAAGAUUAGAUUUGAGUACAAAAUCAACUAGAAUAUCUUAAUUGAAAGUUGUAUGAAUUAGACUUCUUCUGAUUAUUUCUAUAGACUGACAAAUUAUUUUAAAGUUCAAUGUUGACAGCUUGGACAGCUGCUAUAUUUAACAAUUAAUGUUCAAAAUGUUUGCAAAUGUUCAAAUGAGACAUUGCAAAAUUAUUGUAAAUAUGCUAAGUUAAAGUUUUUUUAGUAAAACAUGUGUAAAAAAUGUUAACAGAAUUUAACAAAUUUUUAAUUAUAAAAAAGAAGAAACCAUGGAAAUACAGGUAUGUAACAUUUUUUAUAUAAGUAUAAUAAUUUUACUUUUUUUAAGACGGAACGUUAAUCAGCUACCAGCUAUGCAUCUGAGGCUCUGCUUUUAACAUGGGGCUAAUUUUUAAGUGUGUUUUAAAUGGAAACUUGUCUCAUUGCGUAUACAUUUUUUUAAAUGUCAGUUAUUACUAAUUGUUUAUAAUUUAUAUCCAGUAUAAAUUUUGUCAUAAGAAGUUUUAUGCUGAAUACAAAUUAUAAAUAAUUAGUCAACUGAUAAAUAAUAGGAUUUUUAAUAAUUCAUUAACACUGAAACACUAAAAUCUAAGUUUUAUGAAAUGAAACCUUUAUGGAUUUAAGAAGAGUCUCUUUUUAUAACACACUUUUAAAUUUACCCCCAUAUUAUAACCUGAGUCUCAGAUGCGGGGCCAGCAACUAACUAGCAUUCCCUCUUAAUCACUGAAAAUGCCCCACAUUAAAUUUUACGCACAUAAUUCGGGGCAAGUGCUCAAAUUGUUAAGAAAUCAUUUAUGAUUAAGAUUUUUUAAUAGAGUUUGUUAAACCAUUUAAAAUUAAUUCUUCAAUGGCUGAUGUUUACCAUUUUAAAAGGCAGAGCAUAUAAGCUACUUAUUACUAAAUUAUUGAUAAAAAGACUUCAUUUGAAAAUUGUUUUGUCAGAGAAGUUGCAUUGAAAGUGCAAAAUCAAGUUCUACUAAAAUGUUGUAUUUAUGAAGUGUGUUGUGAAAUGAAAAGCUAUUAAAUUGGUUAUUAAGUUACAUUUGCACUGGUAUUCAUAAUAGUGGAGAUGGCAAGAUGCCAAGGGAGUUGCCAUUAACAUUGGCAUUGGCAGUGUGAUGUUUCUAUAUUAUUUAGAAAUUAAUAUUGUAAUAUAAUUUUAUAUAAUAAUAAUAGUUUUUGUAAUUUACUUACAUAUUUUCUUAAUUAUUAAAAUUUUGUCAUAAAAUUUAAAAAAUUUUCAUAAAUUUUAAGACAUGGCAUGAAAUAAUUUGUACCUCAAUCAUCUCAUCAUUUUCAAAAUAUCCAAUAAAGUAAUUCCACUUAGCAAUAUAUAUUUUAAAAUUAAUGUUAGAUCUAUUGUAUUUAUACUAAACUGUGACUCUGUAAUGAGUAGCAGAAUAUCCAACAAAUUGUCUUCAAAAUGCUUGAAUGCCAAAUUUAUUGCAAUUGCAAUCUACAUUGAAUACCUUUUUCGUUUAAAAUGUAUUUAUAAAUUAAUUCCUAACUAUUAGGUAAUGGUCAUUUUAUGAAAGUUGUAGGAAUAUUAUUAUAAUGCUUUGGCAGCUCAAUAAAAGACGAGCCUUAAAUUUAAAAAACUUGAAGAGAAACUAAAAAUUAUAAUAAGUCUGAAUUCCAUGAUUCAAUAUAGAAUUAGUACUCUUAUUUCAGGGUCACCAUAAUAAAACAUUUAUAGUAUCAAACUUUUAUAACAAGAUAUCUUCCUUGAAUAAGUUAAUUCACCAGUCUCAACCAAUAAAAAUUGCAAAAUGGUGUUUGCAUUUUUGCAAGUUUUUACCUAGUCUUUUCCUGUAUACUGAUCAAAAUUGAAACGUCUUUUUUAUGUUGUGCAGUUUUAAGCAUCUUUAGUACUUAUGUAUUUUGAAAUUUGUUAGUUUCCAAAUAGUUGCUGUCUUUAUUUUUGAAAAGGAAUAGUUAUAUCUUAGUUAAUAGAUAUCGUAGAUCAAUAUGAAAACAGAUUGUAGGAUUCCCAGGUCAUUAGAACAAUUUCUUACAAGUUUUUUAAUAUCUUGUAAGGUUUCCACAUGUUUACCUAACAACAUUUUGAAGAAUGGAUACUACUGAAACAUUUAUAAACAUAAUUUCAACUGUAAUUUUCUAGUGAAUUUUACUACUAUUAAUUUAAAAAUUGGUAUCAAAUUAUGUCCCCACCUUUAGUAAUACUGAUAUGUUCACAGCUAUUUUAAGUUAUAUAAUGUCACAGGUUAAAAAUUAAAUUGUUUAACAAUGAAACUUUAAAUUUAAAAGACAAACAUUUAAAUGAUAAAUUGAAAACAAACACACACACAAAAAGAAGUGAGACUGCCUUCGCGAUCGCUAAUUGACAUUAAAGGGUCAGAAGAUGAGAUACCAAAUCCUGCAACUUGGGUAAUUUAGUUUUACAUUAAAAGAAGUGUAACGAUCAGGUAUUUCAAUCUUAUUUUUACAAAUGAGUCUUAAUGGAAUCCUCUUUUUAUACUGUUUUAUAAUACUUGUAUAUUAUAUUCUGUCUUUAUUAAUACAAAAGCUAACAUAGGAUUCAGCAUUCUCCCUAAAUCAAAAUCAUUUAAAAGUUGUUAAAAACAGUACAUUUGAAGUGAUACAUUUUCAAGUAUUUUUAGAACUCUCCCACCAUAAACUCCUCCCCCUUCCUCAAUCUUCCAGAAAAUAAGCUCCCCAUUUCAAUAUGAAUCCCUAACUAAUGGAUUUUCUUUUUCACUUUAGUAAGAGACACGUAAAUGGAAGCUUUCUCAUACAUAUAGACUAACAUGAAAUGGUUGUGAAAAUAAGUUCACUUUUUGUAAUAAAAAUAAUUGGAAUGUUAUAACAAUAUUAAUGAUGUCAUGUGCUGUUUGCCUUUAUUGAUUUGGACCAAGUGGUUAAUAAUUAAGAGUAAUUUAUAGAUAGAAAUCAAAUUGCUCAAAUAUGAGCCAGUUGAGUUGUCUGUAAUGGGAAUUAGUUUAAUGGUAUUAGCAAGAUACUAAAAGUAAUAAAAUUAGUUCCAUAAAAAAUGUAUUUAAAAAUACUUUUUAAGCUUAAAUUACUAUGAUAUACUGUGGUUUGUUACUAUUAAUAAUUGUUCUUUGGUAUGAUACAUUAAAGUAACUUAGAUUAUGGUCAAAUAUGUUUGCAGUUCUCUUUCAGAUUGUGUCUUCCGAUAAUAGUUAAUGUUUAUUUUUGUCUUCCGGAUCAUUGUAAUACAUUCCAGAAAUAUCAUUUGGCGUACUUACUCAGACAAUAAUGUAAUGUUUUAGCUCUUCUAUCCAUUUAUUUAUUGAAUACAUAUCUAAUAAAAACAAAUCAAAGCCUAUUUUUAACACAUUAAAUCUAAAGAGAUUUUUGUUAUGAAGUGUUCAGCCAUGUAAUGCACAGCAGAGAGAAAAUAUAUCUCUUUGGAAUAACUAUUCAUAGCAAAUCCAAAGGCCGGGACUAGUACUACAAUUGACAACGUCUAGCACAACACCAGCAAAUUCUGUUGAAUGGUCUUAGUUACUACUGUCAGUGAGUGUCUCGAACUUGGAUUGUGUUUAAUGUAAGACAUGGUUAAAGCUGAAAACCACAUAGUAGAUGGCUGGAUGCAAAAUAAUUUCCAAAGUAUUAUUUGUUAAAGCAGAAGUCUCACGGUUGAAAUUUAAUCAUUUAAGCACUGUAAGUGAGAUUAAUAACAUAAAUGAUUAAAAACCACUUGUCACAGUUUGAAUUUAUCUGUUACAAAACGUCAAUGUGAAUUUAUAAUAGCUUGUAUUUUAUUAGUGUGGUCAUUGAUAUGUCAUUUUGUUAAUCGUAUUUAUUGAAAACAUUGUAUGCUCAUUGUAACAUAACACACAACUGCUAUUUAACAGUACGCAUGUAUCGUUUAUGUGCUGUACAAUAAUACUUUAGCUUCCUACUUGAUCAUGUUGAGAUAUAGUUUACAGGUAAGAGAUUGUACAGGCUACAGAAGAUUGUAUGUGUUCACCAUUGCUAAAUACUAUUUGUAUGUCUGUAAAGUUCAUUGUGGUCAACAUGAAAAUAUGUGAUGUCGUUUGUACGUAUUUUUUUUAAGCCUGUUUUAAGCAAUGAUGUUUGUAUCAUAUCGUUAUUGCGAUUACUAGAAAAUGAAAUAAAAUUUGAAUUCAAA